AUGACUUGGACAUUAUUGGUUGUGUUCAUAGGCAUCUUUUCUUACUAUGUCUUCAAAGUGUGCGCCAACAAUAUAUUUCGUCGAAUUGGAAUUCCUGGUCCAGUCCGUAUUCCAUUUUUUGGAGAACUUUUCAAUGUUAUACGCAAGGGCUACAAAACGAACGAUUCGGAUUUGGUUCAAAAAUACGGCAAUGUUAUUGGAAUUUACGAAGGAACAACUCCAUUGAUUCUUCUGUCUGAUCUAGAUCUUCUUCGAAAUGUGCUUAUUAGAGAUUCUCAUGUUUUUAUUAAUCGAAGAGUAAUCGAAAAUAUAUCAGGUCCUUUGGAACACGGUCUUACAGUAUUAAAAGAUGAGCAAUGGAAGAAUGCUCGAUCUAUCGUUUCACCAACAUUCUCUACAGCAAAACUUAAAGCAAUGUAUAGUCUUAUGAAUGAAGUAAGCGAUAUUUAUAAUAAACGUCUUCUAGAAUAUGCUGAUAAACAAGAGAUUUUUAAUAUUAAUAUACUUAAUGGACAAUAUACACUUGAUAAUAUCGCUUCUUGUCUAUUUGGUAUUGACACGAAUUCAUUACAAAAUGAAAAUGUUACAUUAAUUAAACAUUUAAGAAAGUUCUUCGAGAUAGAUCUAACAAACAUAUACAUUUACAUUACUAUCAUAUUACCUCCAUUGGCCAGUUACUUAGGAAAGAAAGGUUAUUCACUACUACCACGUGAUGCUAUGAACUAUAUUUCAAAUCUUGUAAACCAAAUUGUGAAUCGACGUCGGCAACAUUUAGAAAGACGAAAUGAUUUCAUUCAAAUAAUGGUUGAUCAUGAACAAGAAGUCACAGCUGAUCAAAAACUAAUGGAAGCAAAAGAAAAUGCAGACGAAACAGAAUCACAACAACAGCAGUGGGAAACACUUAAGAAAACUUUGACCGAUAAGGAAAUAAUUGGGCAAGCCCUUAUCUUUAUGAUUGCUGGCUAUGAAACAACAAGUGUAUUGAUGUCAUUCUUUUUUUAUAUUAUGGCAACCGAACCGACUAUACAAGAAAAAGUUUAUGAAGAAAUUCGACAAGAACUUGGAGAUGAUGAAAUUACUUAUGAAAAAGUUAGUCAACUUCGCUAUUUAGACAUGGUUAUUAAUGAGACAUUACGAAUGUAUCCACCAUUCAUUAGAUUUGAGCGUGUUGCCUCAAAUGAUUAUGAACUAGGAAAUUAUCAUAUACCAAAAGGUUCUAUUAUCAGUGUACCUGUUUACCCAAUUCAUCAUAAUCCGGAUUUUUGGACUGAUCCAGAAAAAUUCAUACCUGAAAGAUUUUUGCCGGCGGAAAAAGCAAAGCGACAUCCAAUGUCAUUUCUUCCUUUUGGCGAUGGACCUCGAAAUUGCAUUGGAAUGCGAUUCGCUUUGUUAGAAGCCAAACUUGCAAUUGUUAAGGCACUUCGUAUCGUAGAAUUUCAGAAAUGUGAAAAAACAGAAGCCCCACUUCAGCUGGGAAAAUUAGCAAUUUUAAAUACUAAAAAUGGUAUUUGGCUAAAUGUUAUUCGUCGAUCAGAAUAA
Messenger RNA from Rotaria socialis, 1539 nucleotides. Lineage: Eukaryota; Metazoa; Rotifera; Eurotatoria; Philodinida; Philodinidae. The record is from the annotation of a GenBank genome assembly.